UUGCGAUUUUUGAGAUCUACUUCAUCUGAUUAUUCAUGCGAUUGGUUUUAUGCUGUUUGUUUCAUGAAUUCAACUUAUUUUUUCUUUCUCAUAUAUGUUAUCUCAUGUUUUUAGUGAUAAUUUACAUGUUAUAAACUUAUAAUUCGAAUGAAUUUCUGGUAUAACUUGUUAAUUCAUGUUUGUUUGUUUCAUGGAAGUAAAUGAUAAGAAAAUAUAUGUUACAAUUUGUAGAUGCGCAUAUUUGUUUUCACUUGUUCUUGUUUAAUUUCAUCAGAUUAAAUUUUCAAGUGUUGUGGCUGGAAAUCAUCCCCGGGCCCACGGGCCUGGAUUGAACAGAGUGGAAUAAUGAUUAAACUUUUCAGUUUGAUUUCGCUAAGAUCAAGUGAAAAGAAGCCAGAAACUGUAUGCAGUAAUGGCCUACGUUAUGUUCUCACCGAUUUCUCACAACUCAAUCAUCCGAACCAAAAACACAGAAUCAGUAAGGUCAGAUCAUACUCUUCGCAGAGCUUCUUGUAUAAAGGCAAUGAGGAUAGAAAAACCUUUGGAAGAACUUUAUAACAUUAGAGUGGAAAGAAAAGUAUCUUCGGAACGAUUAAAAGAGCUUGGUGUUUCAAGAUGGUCGAUGUGGAAGACUGGGAAAUGCAAAUUGCCUUGGGAUUGGCAUGUGGAUCAACUGGUUUACAUUGAAGAAGGAGAGGUUCGAGUUGUUCCAGAAGGGAGCAAACACUAUAUGAGUUUCAAGGCAGGUGACCUUGUGCGAUACCCUAAGUGGUUUGAGGCUGAUCUGUGGUUCAAUGACUUUUACCAAGAGCGUUAUAAUUUUCGAGCUUAUGGUGAUGAUUAGAUUUGGUCUUGGGCUGGUACACGAUUAGAUUUUGGUCAUACUCUAUUUUUGUAACUUGUAAUCUCAUAGGAAUAGUAUCUCCCCAUUCAGUCUCUGUUGUUGUCUCUGGCUCCUUGUAUGGCCAUAACACAUCCUUGAAUGCAAUAACUUAAUGUAUUUGCUUCAUCAAUUCUAGUAAGCCGUUGUUCAA
This is a messenger RNA of Beta vulgaris subsp. vulgaris (sugar beet), 1034 nucleotides long. RefSeq lists its product as uncharacterized. The transcript has 2 exons. The coding region runs from base 413 to 844 and encodes 143 amino acids. NCBI's taxonomy places the organism in Eukaryota, Viridiplantae, Streptophyta, Magnoliopsida, Caryophyllales, Amaranthaceae. The record is from RefSeq and is a predicted model, not a curated record.